AUGUUCUACAGCCGUUUCGUGCCAUCUAUCUCAGAUGUACUACAGCCGCUACGACAACUUCUCGUGAAAGACGCACCCUGGGACUGGUCGUCUGAAUGUCAAGAGUCAUUCGAGAAGGUCAAGAAUCUGAUGGCUGAUGCACCCAUUCUUGCCCACUUCGACAUCAACCGCAAAGUCAUUGUCGAGUGUGACGCUUCUCCGUAUGGCCUCGGUGCCUGUCUGCUGCAAGAAGAUGAUACUGGCAGCCGACGUCCUGUGUGCUUCGUGUCCCGAGCUUUGAGUUCUGCCGAAUCGCACUACAGCCAGAUCGAGCGUGAAGCUCUAGCAAUUGUGUUCGCAGUGAAACGUCUUCACAUGUAUUUGUAUGGUCGUCCGUUCGUACUCCGCACUGACCAUAAGCCGCUGCUGCGUAUCUUUGGACCGCACUCCGACAUGCCAGCAACAGCCGUUUCCCGGUUACAGCGUUGGGCAGGAAUUCUCAGUGAGUAUGAGUACCAGAUUGAGCAUAUCAGUGGCACCGCUAACGUCAUCGCUGACUGCUUAUCCCGCCUGCCAUUGAAGCUGUCCGAGCAGCAAGAAGCAACCGUUGUGAACGCCGUUCUCCAGCAUGCCCGUGAUCCAUGUGAGUCUCUACCUGUCUCUGCUGCUGAUGUUGCUGCAGCCAGCAAAGACGAUGCCAUUAUCUCGCGCAUCAUGCAGUACCUUCAGUUCGGUUGGCCCGCCGACACCCCCGACGAUCUUCAAGCCUACCGCCGAUGCCGCAACGAGCUGACGAUUGAGUCUGGUUGUUUGGUGAGAGGCCAUCGUACCGUAAUCCCUGUGCAACUUCGCCGCGCGCUGCUGCAGGAGCUGCACAGUGUGCACCUUGGCAUUGUGCGAAUGAAGUCCGUCGCACGCAGUUUCUUCUGGUGGCCAGGCAUUGAUGAUGAUAUCAAGCAUCUAGCCACGUCAUGCCGUCAGUGCCAAGACACCGCUAACGCUCCGCCCAAGGAAGCACCGCAUCCCUGGAUCUAUCCCUCCGAGCCCUUUGAAAGAGUGCAUGUCGACUUCGCCGAGCACGACGGCCAGCACUACUUUCUGCUUGUAGACGCCUAUUCAAAAUGGCUCAGCGUCUACAAGAUGUCUUCUACGACAACCCACCAGACCCUGGAGUGCCUACUGUUGUUCUUAUCUACGUACGGCAUCCCGAAGACACUGGUCAGCGACAACGGUCCGCAGUUCACGUCGCACCUGUUCCGCCAAUUCUGUUUGGAGAACGGAAUCAGCCAUAAGUGCACGCCGCCAUACCAUCCUGCGUCCAAUGGACAAGUAGAACGUUGUGUCCAAGAGUUAAAGAAGGCGCUACGUACUCGCCCGGACAACGUGUCAGCCGGCACCCAGCUCCACCGUUUUGUGUUCGCGUACCGCAACACACCACAUUCAACAACACAAGUCACGCCUGCAAGCUUGGUGUUCAAGAAAUCCCCAAACGUCAAGUUCUCCCUGCUGAAGCCCAAUUUCAGUAGUUCCCAGCGUCAGCGUCAGACUACAGCGUCAUCAACGAAGAGAGACUAUACUCCCGGUGAUGCUGUAGCAGUACUCAACACUCGUAAUGGCAAUGGUCCAAAGUGGAUUCACGGAACUAUCGCCGAGCGGCUUGGUCCGCUAUCGUACAUCGUUCGUACCGGUGAACAGACGCGACAUGUACAUUCUGACCACCUUCGUAUGGCAGAAUCUGAGAGGGAAGAGGAGACUGAACAAAUUGAAAUGCAACCGCAACCGGCCGUUGAGUUCCGCCAGCCUUCUACCGUACCUGCACCAGUCAGUGCACCAGCAGAACACGCUCCCGCUGUACCAGCUGUCGAGCCAGCAUUUGAGCCCGAUGCAGACAUCGAAGUAGCUCAACCCCUAUCCACAUCGUCUGAGGCUAAGCCAGCACAGUCGCCGCGCCGAUCCUCCAGACAGCAUCGUCCCCGUCAACGCUUGAUUGAAGAAUUGUGA
Sycon ciliatum is the source of this 1980-nucleotide messenger RNA. RefSeq lists its product as uncharacterized. Gene Ontology annotation, biological process: DNA integration. Lineage: Eukaryota; Metazoa; Porifera; Calcarea; Leucosolenida; Sycettidae. The record is from RefSeq and is a predicted model, not a curated record. Gene Ontology annotation, molecular function: nucleic acid binding. The transcript has a single exon. Bases 1 to 1980 code for a protein of 659 amino acids.